This is a messenger RNA of Raphanus sativus (radish), 1492 nucleotides long. RefSeq names its product dof zinc finger protein DOF5.4-like. The transcript has a single exon. Lineage: Eukaryota; Viridiplantae; Streptophyta; Magnoliopsida; Brassicales; Brassicaceae. Gene Ontology annotation, molecular function: DNA-binding transcription factor activity; DNA binding. The record is from RefSeq and is a predicted model, not a curated record. Gene Ontology annotation, biological process: regulation of DNA-templated transcription. Bases 177 to 935 code for a protein of 252 amino acids.
AAAUACAAAAUAUCACAAGGGCAUAAACGACAUUCGAUUAGGAACUAUCUGUUCAGACAUAUGAAAGAUUUGCUGUGUCAGAGUUACAAAAGCCUAUCCCAUGCUUUACUACUUCUUCUCUCUCUCCCCUUCUCUACUGUAACCUUAUUAGAAGUUUCCUUAUUUUCUCUUGGAAAAUGCAAGAUAUUCAUGAUUACUCAAUGACCGGAAGCGGCGGAGGAGGAGGAGGAAGCACGGUGAGGUUUCUAGGUGGAGAUCGGAGAAUGAGAGUGCAUCAGAACAAUAUCCUGAACCAUCACCAAUCUCUCAAGUGUCCUCGUUGCAACUCUCUCAACACAAAGUUCUGCUACUACAACAACUACAACCACUCUCAGCCUCGACACUUCUGCAAAAGCUGCCGUCGUUACUGGACCAAAGGCGGCGUCCUCCGUAACGUCCCCGUCGGUGGUGGUUGCCGUACAGCCAAACGUUCCAAGUCUAAGCAGCCUCCGUCUUCGUCACUUUCCACCGCCGACAAACCAACGACUGCACAAGACGGAGAGGAGAAACCAAGCAGCAGCGAGACCUCUUCUCUCACCGCCUCUACCUCCACCGCCGUCACAGCAAAGGUUACGUCUGAUAUGUAUAAUCUCAAACUGUACGGAAACGGGAUAGAAUGGUCUACGUUGCUCGGACAAGGCUCAUCUGACGGUAUGGGCGGUUUUAUUGAAACGACACCGUUCGAAUUCGGAGGUAAUACUGUACAUCAGCAGUUGGAGGAUCGAACGGCUCUGGUUGAUCCCAGUAUGGGAUUUGAGCCGUUGGAUUGGGGAAGUGGUGGAGGUGAUCAAACACUCUUUGAUCUAACCAGUACCGUUGAUAAUGCACACUGGAGUCACCAAGAUCAGCAUGAUUUUUACCUUCCUCAAUUCUCUGACAGAUUCUCUUCUUUUUGAUCCACAAAAAUAUUAUACACAUAAGGUAAAGUUUUGAAGUAUUUUUAUGGGUUUGAAAACGGUUUUUUUUUUUUUAUACAAUAUAUGUGACUGGUUGUAAGAAUAUUCCCAAAAUAUAAAAUAUACAUAUCUCUUGUUUUUUUUUUUUUUUUUGUUUAACCUGGGGGUAUCCCAGCCCAGAAGGCCCAGACUAAUCCCCAAGGGGAAGGAAUGCCCACGGAUAGACGCCCCUCCCAGUUUUUCAAAUGGGCCGAAAGCAUGGCCCAUAUCCGUGUGGGUGACAAGAGCGUUGCAAGGUAGUUCCCUCCGGCGUGGAUCGAACCCCCUACCUGGGUGCAGGCGGGGACCCGUCCUAACCAUUGGGCUACAACGUCUUGUCUACAUAUCUCUUGUUUCUUAUUUUUUAAUUAAGAAUAGCCUAAGAGUACAAAUUUUUAGAUGUGGAAUGGUGUUAUAAUUUGGCUUCGAUUUACUUAUCGCUGUAUGUUUGAUAAGAUCUUGAUUUUCUAAGAUGUUUUUCAUUGAUGUGUCUAAUAAGUAAUAAUUAACUUUAUAUC